This is a messenger RNA of Helobdella robusta, 453 nucleotides long. RefSeq lists its product as hypothetical. The record is from RefSeq and is a predicted model, not a curated record. The transcript is spliced from 5 exons. The coding region runs from base 1 to 453 and encodes 150 amino acids. NCBI's taxonomy places the organism in Eukaryota, Metazoa, Annelida, Clitellata, Rhynchobdellida, Glossiphoniidae.
AUGAAGAAUAAUAAAAUAAAGCGUGAAAGCAGCAGUAGCAACAACAACAACGAAGACAUGGAAGCGACAAGUUCGUGUGACAACUACAAAACGAACAACAACAACAAUUUCAAAGACAUCAACAUUUCUGCAGUCAACGACAAAACCGAUCGGUUAUCAUUAAAAUGUCUCGUAUAUGAAAUCGAACCGAACAAUACCGGUUGGGAGUUAUUUGCGAAUCUCUUGCCACUAGCGAUAGAUGGUUUAGAGUUGCAUCGAGAUGAUUAUGAUAUCAGCGCCAAAGGCUUCCUGCAGUUAACAAAUUGGAACAUGUUGCCGCUUGACUGGAUUGCCGCUGACCCAAGUUCGACCAUCUCAGACAUCAUUGGUCGGAUGAGAAAUGACGUCAUUAUCAUUAUAAUGCUCUCCAGUCAAGCCAGAUGUUUCUCCUUGAAAUUUACGUCUGAAGCCUAA